Messenger RNA from Salarias fasciatus (jewelled blenny), 11201 nucleotides. It is a transcript of the gene celsr3, whose product is annotated as cadherin, EGF LAG seven-pass G-type receptor 3. NCBI's taxonomy places the organism in Eukaryota, Metazoa, Chordata, Actinopteri, Blenniiformes, Blenniidae. Gene Ontology annotation, molecular function: calcium ion binding; G protein-coupled receptor activity. The record is from RefSeq and is a predicted model, not a curated record. Gene Ontology annotation, cellular component: plasma membrane. Gene Ontology annotation, biological process: cell surface receptor signaling pathway; homophilic cell-cell adhesion; G protein-coupled receptor signaling pathway.
UACAGAGGGGGGUGGAAGAAGAAGAGGAGGAGGGAUGAACCACGCUAACAAACACAUUAAUUUAUCUAAUUACCCGGAUAAUGAUUUGGCUUUCCCGAUCCUGACGCUCCUGCGUCGGACCGAUAAUGAGCCUCAGCAGGGGAAACGUGUACCGGCAACCAGGGACCAGAGCCGUCCAACCCCGGGGGAGAGCAGGGAGGUUCCCCGUGCUGGCUUUAGUUGUUUAGACAGACAAGAAACAGGGGGUGGAUAUUUGUCUGAGUUUAUGGUUCCCGGGGGAGUCGUAGCUCAGAGGGAUUCCCUCAUCCGCUCUCCCCCCAGUGGCAUCACAGAAACACCCGGCCAACGAUCCGAGUCCAACAACGGCGCCGUCCCCAAAACCGCGUCACAAUAUUCUGGCCCGGUGCUCAAAACGCCCACUCAGACACAAACAGGCGAUUAUUCAGAAAGUGGAAAACUCUCCGCACAGCUCCGUCUAUCUGCUGAAAAAGUGAGCGCAGCCUCGCAGACAGAGUCUGCCGGUGACUCAGGGUUUUUCUCGCUUGUUAAGUUUCCCGUUACGUCUCCCGGUGUUGUUGUGUCAGCCUUGGCUCCGGCUCGGCGUUUCCUCGCGCAGCCUGAUCCCAACGCAGUAAAACAGAUCUCAGAAUUUAACCUGAGUUCACGGCGGGGCGACUUUCCACCUGCGCUUCUCUCGCUCUCUGCGGCGGACGCGCUUUCAGCACCACGGACAGCUCCGCCAGACGCUCUGCGCGUCUUUUUGUGGAGCGGAUUUAACUCCAACAGUAACAACAACAACAACAACGAGGAAAGACAGAGCGAGGAGGUAGAUGGAUACGGUCGUGAGGAAGAAACAGAGAAAUCGCCGUGGUAUGAUGAGACGCAGCAGCAGGAUGUGUGGGAGAGUGCAUUGCGAGAGAUGGUCCACGCGAGGUGCGCUGACAGCGUUUCCACCGACUGCGCGGCCACCGCGCGUCAGGACCGAGUGAAAUCCAGCGAGCAAGUGCCAUUAGAGCCCCGAGGUGUCAGACAGGCAGAUAAGCGGCAGAUGGGGGCUGAGGGAGAAAGGGAGAAGGACGCAGAGAGGGAGGGAGAGGGCUCGCAGGGGUCCGCCGCUGCUGCUGCCGCCGUUUGGGGAGGAAAAUUACAGGUGGGGGAGGGAGAGAGAGAGGCGCGGCUGGUGGGAGGGAGUGAACCACGGGCUGUGCAGGAAGAUGAGGAGGAGGUGAGGGAAAUGGGAAUAACAAAGGCAAACCAGGCAGAGGAGAGAGAGGGAGGGAAGGGUCAGGACAGGGGCAGAAACACCGUUAUCACACAGUCAGAUAGCAGAGGAGGGGAAAGAGAAAGCCAAGUGGAUGAAAGCCAUGAAGAAAGAGAGGGGGGAGAGAGAAGGGUGGAGAAGGAGGAGGAGGAGGAGAAAAGGCACAGUUCAAGGGGAGAAAGGAGCCUAGAACGACUGAUAAUAAUAGCAGAUGUUGAUACCCCACAGCAAGAUAGAGAGAGGAAAAUUUUGAUGCCCUGGUCUCGAUCCAGACGUGCAGCCAACAGACACCCCCAUUUUUCCCAGUAUAACUUCCAAGUGCAAGUCGCUGAGAACCAGCCCCCUGGCACGUCUGUCAUUGUCAUGUCAGCCUCAGACCCAGACGCCGGGGAUUCAGGCAGGACAAGCUACUCAAUGGCCCCGCUGGUGAACAGUCGUUCUUCUGACUACUUCCACAUCCACCCAGACACAGGUCUCAUCACCACCACUCAGAUUCUGGACAGAGAACACAUGGAUCUGCAUUACUUCCGGGUCACAUCCACCGAUUAUGGCUCCCCUCGCCUCUCCGGCACAACGAUGGUGGCUAUAACUGUUGCAGAUCGAAAUGAUCAUUCUCCAAUAUUCGAGCAGACAGAGUACAGGGAAACCAUCAGGGAGAAUGUAGAGGAGGGUUAUCCCAUCCUGCAGCUGAGAGCAACAGAUUCAGACUCUCCCUCUAAUGCUAAUAUCCGGUACCGGUUUGUCGGAGAUUCAGCCACGGUAGCGCGGGCAGCUUUUGAGAUUGACCCUCGGUCUGGCCUCAUCACAACCCGAGGGUCAGUGGACCGCGAAACUAAUGAGCACUACACACUCCAGGUGGAGGCCAGCGACCAGGGGAAGGAUCCGGGGCCCCGCUCUGCCACUGUGAAAGUUUUCAUCACCGUGCUGGAUGAAAAUGACAACGUGCCACAGUUCAGCGAAAAGCGUUACGUGGUUGCUGUGAAGGAGGACGUGCGGCCACACUCUGAGAUCCUCCGUGUGAGCGCUACGGAUUUGGACAAGGACAGCAAUGCAGCUGUCCACUAUAAUAUCAUCAGCGGGAACAGCCGCGGGCAGUUUUCCAUCGACAGCGUCACUGGAGAGAUCCAGGUGGUUGCACCGCUGGACUAUGAAUCUGAACGGGAGUACACGCUCCGUGUUCGUGCACAGGACAAUGGACGUCCACCUCUUUCCAACAACACGGGAAUUGUCAGCGUGCAGGUGACAGAUGUCAAUGACAAUCCACCGAUCUUUGUCUCCACUCCAUUCCAGGCUUCGGUGCUCGAGAGCGCCCCCGUUGGCAGCUCAAUCCUCCACAUCCAGGCCAUUGAUACAGACUCUGGUGAUAAUGCUCGCCUGGAGUACAGGUUAACUGACACCAGCUCCGAUACACCAUUCGUCAUAAAUUCUGCCACUGGCUGGGUGACUGUUAGCUCCAUCCUUGAUAGAGAAUCUGUUGAGCAUUAUUUCUUUGGCGUGGAGGCCAGAGAUUACGGCAUGCCGCCUCUUUCUGCGACAGCAAGUGUGACCAUCACAGUGAUGGAUGUGAAUGACAACCGCCCCGAGUUCCUCCAAAAGGAAUACUACGCCCGUCUGAAUGAGGAUGCAGCAGUGGGUACCAGCGUGGUGACUGUAACGGCGGUGGACCGGGAUGUUAACAGCGCAGUGACUUAUCAGAUCACAGGAGGAAACACGAGAAACCGCUUUGCCAUUAGCACAGCAGGAGGGUCGGGGCUUCUCUCCUUGGCGCUCCCACUGGACUACAAACAGGAACGGCGCUACGUCCUGACUGUCACGGCCUCCGACCGCACCCUCCAUGACACCUGCCAGGUGCACAUCAACAUCACAGAUGCCAACACACACAGACCCGUUUUCCAGAGUGCCCAUUACUCUGUCAGUGUGAAUGAGGACCGGCCACCUGGAAGCACUGUCGUUGUGAUCAGUGCUACUGAUGAUGAUGUGGGUGAAAAUGCUCGAAUCACAUACUUACUUGAGGACAAUAUACCACAAUUUCGCAUUGAUCCCGCCUCAGGGGCCAUAACACUCCAGGCUGAGCUUGAUUACGAGGAUCAGAUGACAUACACUUUGGCUAUAACAGCUAAAGACAAUGGCAUCCCGCAAAAAUCAGACACAACAUAUGUUGAGGUGAAUGUAAAUGACGUCAACGACAACGCGCCUCAGUUCCUUAGUCCCAGAUAUCAGGGGACAGUGACCGAAGAUGCCCCUCCUUUCACCAGUGUCCUUCAGAUCUCAGCAACUGACCGUGAUGCACAUGCCAAUGGGCGUGUUCAGUACACCUUCCAAAAUGGGGAGGAUGGAGAUGGUGACUUCACCAUCGAGCCCACAUCUGGAAUUGUACGGACUGUACGUCGUUUGGACCGUGAAAGUGUGCCGUUUUAUGAACUCACGGCCUAUGCUGUGGAUCGCGGAGUGCCCCCACAGCGAACGCCGGUCCACAUCCAGGUCACGGUUCUGGAUGUGAAUGACAAUGCCCCUGUCUUCCCUGCCGAUGACUUUGAGGUCCUAGUGAAGGAAAACAGUGCUGUUGGCUCCGUGGUUGCGCAGAUCACAGCCACUGACCCAGAUGAGGGGGCAAAUGCUCAAAUCAUGUACCAAAUCGUAGAGGGAAACAUCCCUGAGAUCUUCCAGAUGGACAUCUUUUCAGGAGAACUGACAUCGCUCAUCGAUCUGGACUAUGAGACCCGCAAUGAGUAUGUUAUCGUAGUCCAGGCCACAUCAGCUCCCUUAGUCAGCAGAGCCACAGUCCGGAUUCGACUCGUGGACCAGAAUGACAAUGAACCCACUCUGCAGGACUUUCAGAUCAUUUUCAACAACUUUGUGUCGAAUCGGUCCAACAGUUUCCCCAGUGGGGUGAUUGGGAGGGUACCCGCCCAUGAUCCCGACGUGUCAGACAGGCUUCACUACACCAUCGACAGGGGAAACGAGCUUCGCCUGCUGCUUCUGAAUCACACCAGUGGAGAGAUCCGACUGAGCCGAAAACUGGAUAACAACAGGCCACUGGUGGCACCCAUGCAGAUCACUGUCACAGAUGGCGCUCACACCAUCUCGGCCGGCUGUGUUCUCCGAGUCCUCAUCAUCACCGAGGACAUGCUGGGCAGCAGCGUCACCGUCCGCCUCCAGAACAUGUCCCAGGAGCACUUCCUGUCGCCGCUGCUCAGCAACUUCAUGGAGGGCGUGUCGGCCGUGCUCUCGGUGCCCGUCGAGGACGUUUUCAUCUUCAACAUCCAGCCGGACCUGGACGCGGCGCCGGGAGGGAUCCUCAACGUCAGCUUCUCCGCAGCGCUGCCGGGCGGACACUUCUUCCCCUCGGAGGCCCUGGAGGAGCAGCUGUACCUGAACAGGCCGAGGCUGACGUCACUGACGCAGAUGGAGGUCCUGCCGUUCGACGACAACGUGUGCCUGCGGGAGCCCUGCCAGAACUACAUGAAGUGCAUCUCGGUGCUGCGCUUCAACAGCUCGGCCCCCUUCAUCUCCUCGCCCUCCAUCCUGUUCCGGCCCAUCCACCCCAUCGCCGGCCUGCGCUGCCGCUGUCCGGUGGGCUUCACGGGCGAUUACUGCGAGACGGAGAUCAACCUGUGCUACUCCAACCCCUGCCUGAACGGAGGGGUGUGCGCCCGCAGGGAGGGGGGCUACACCUGCAUCUGCCGUGAGGACUACACCGGUGACCGCUGUGAGUUCGACCGGCGGCAGGGCCGGUGCGUCCCGGGUGUGUGUCGGAACGGCGGGACGUGUCGGGAGCUGUCGGGAGGAGGCUUUCGCUGCGAGUGCCCCGCAGGAGGCUUCGAGCGUCCGUACUGCACCGUCACCGCCCGGUCCUUCCCGCCAAAGUCUUUCGCCAUGUUCCGUGGACUCAGGCAAAGAUUCCACCUCUCCAUCUCGCUAACAUUUGCGACCUUGGAGAACAGUGGCCUUCUCUUCUAUAAUGGACGCUUCAAUGAAAAACACGACUUCAUCGCCUUGGAGAUUCAAGACGGACAAGUGGUUUUCAAAUACUCCACAGGUGAAUCCUCCACUCAGGUGAGUCCCUUCCUGCCCGGUGGGGUGAGCGACGGAAACUGGCACACGGUUCACAUCCACUACUACAACAAGCCGAGGCGUAGUAUGAGCGGUGAGGCUCAGGGUCCGUCGGAUGAGAAGAUUGCUGUGGUGAGCGUCGACGACUGCGAUACGGCCUUGUCGCUCCGCUUCGGUACGCAGCUCGGAAAUUACAGCUGCGCUGCGCAGGGCAAACAGACCAGCAACAAGAAGUCUCUGGAUCUGACUGGUCCAUUGUUUCUGGGCGGGGUUCCUAAUGUGCCAGACAACUUCCCCUUCGGCACCAGAGAGUUUAUCGGCUGUAUGAAGGAGCUGCACAUCGACAGCAAACCUCUGGAUCUGGCUGGAUUCAUCGCAAACAAUGGAACAAUUCCUGGCUGCAGCGCCAAACUGCAUUUCUGCAAAUCCAACCCGUGUCAGAACGGUGGAACCUGCAGGGUGAGCUGGGAGACUUUCUCCUGUGACUGUCCUCUGGGAUACGGAGGGAAGGACUGCAGCCACGUGAUGCCACAUGCGCACAGGUUCCUGGGAAACAGCGCCCUCUGGUGGGACCUGAAGAACGACGUGACCAUCUCCACUCCCUGGUAUCUGGGCCUGGUGUUCCGGACGAGGGCUCGAGAGGGCACGCUGCUCCAGGCUCAGGCUGGACAGUACACCAGCCUGCUGUUCCAGGUGAUAAACGGUCAGCUGGUGUUCUCGGUGACCCGCGGCUCCACCAGGCCGGUGCGUUUGCGCCUGGAUCAGGUCCAUGUGGCAGACGGCCGGUGGCACGACCUCCAGCUGGAGCUGCGAGACGUCCGCAGCGGCAGAGAGACGCGCUACGUCGCCACGCUGCGGCUCGACUUCGGACUCUAUCAGGGAACGGUGAUAGUGGGAAAUGAGAUUCAUGGUUUGAAGGUGAAACAUCUGCAUGUCGGGGGAGUGCUGGGCUCCGGAGAGGUGCAGAACGGGAUUAAAGGAUGCAUACAGGGCAUCAGACUGGGUGUGCGGCCGGACGCCCCCGCCCUGCCCCGCCCGUCCAGAGCCGUCAAAGUGGAGACGGGCUGCAACGUGGGAAACCCCUGCGUCUCGUCUCCCUGUCCGUCUCACAGCCACUGCAGUGACCAGUGGGAGCGCCACACCUGCAUAUGUGAACCCGGCUAUUAUGGGAAAGGCUGCACCGAUGCUUGCCAUCUGAACCCGUGUGAAAACGACGCCCGCUGCCACAGGAAGCCCAGCUCCUCCCACGGAUACACAUGUGACUGUGGAGACAACCACUAUGGACAGUACUGCCAGCACAGGAUUGAUCACCAGUGUCCCAGGGGCUGGUGGGGCUCGCCGACAUGUGGGCCGUGUCACUGCGACACCAACAAAGGCUUCGACCCGGACUGCAACAAGACCAGCGGACACUGUCACUGCAAGGAGUUCCACUACCGUCCGCGGGGCUCGGACGCCUGCCUGCCGUGCGACUGCUACCCGGUGGGGUCCUUCUCCAGGUCAUGUGAGCCGGAGAGCGGCCAGUGUCAGUGCAGACCCGGGGUCAUCGGCCGCCAGUGCAACACGUGCGACAACCCCUUCGCCGAGGUCACGAACUCUGGCUGUGAAGUCAUUUACGACGGCUGUCCCAAGACCAUCACUCAGGGGAUCUGGUGGCCCCGGACCAAGUUCAACCUGCCGGCGGCGGUGCCCUGCCCCAAGGGCUCUGUCGGCGCCGCCAUCAGACACUGUGAUGUGGAGCGAGGAUGGCUGGAGCCAGACCUUUACAACUGCACCUCCCCGCCGUUUGUGGAGCUCAACGCUGCUCUGGACUCUUUAGAGCGUAACGAGACUGAGCUGAACACCAUCAUGGAGAAGAAACUUGCUCACCAGCUCCGCGACAUCACCGAGUCGACCACCCGCCUCUAUGGCAACGACUUGCAGAUCGCCGAGCGCCUGCUGUCCCGCCUUCUCACGUUCGAGACCCAGCAGAGCGGCUUCGGACUGACGGCCACCCAGGACGCUCACUUCAACGAGAACAUCCUGCGAGGCUGCAGCGUGCUGCUGGGCCCCAGCGCCUCCGGGCUGUGGCGGGUUCUCGCCCAGAGCCAGAACCACAUCCCGGGCGGCGGUCCGGCCGAGCUGACUGAGCUGCUCAAGCAGUACACCCAGAAUCUGGCUCAGAACAUGAAGCUGACCUACCUCAACCCCGUGGCGCUGGUUUCCCCAAACAUCGUCAUGAACCUGGACCGAGUGGAGAACCACACCCACGUGCGACGGCGUUUCCCGCGGUACCACACCUCUCUGUUUCGUGGUCAGGCGUUGUGGGAUCCCUACACCCAUGUGAUCCUGCCCCCCGCCGCCCUGGUGCCCCAGAGGCAGCAGCUGCACAGCUGGAAGGAGAAGGAGAAGGAGAAGGAGCGGGCGGAGAAGGAAGCUUCCACCCCUCAGAACGCGGCCUCGGCCCCGGUCGGCGUCUCAGCCAAUCAGACGAGAGAAUACACGGCAGCCAGGCGCAGCGUGUUACUGCCCGAGCCGCCCAUCACCAUCGUCAUCAUGUUGAUCUAUCGGAGUCUGGGCGCCGCCCUCCCGCCCAAGUACCACACGGACCGCCGAGGCGUGAGGCUUCCCCGUCACCCGGUAAUGAACUCCCCGGUGGUCUCCGUGUCCGUCUACAACAACCAGACGUUUGUCGGGGGACAUCUGGACCAGCCCAUCCUGCUGGAGUUCAAACUGCUGGAGACGGCCAAUCGCAGCAAGCCGCUGUGUGUCCAGUGGAACCACAGCAAUCAGUACGAGAUCGGAGGCUGCUGGACGGUCCGGGACUGCAUGGUGGUCUACAGGAACACCUCCCACGUGCGCUGUCAGUGCCAGAGACUGGGCACCUUCGGCGUUCUGAUGGACAGCUCGCACAGAGAGCAGUUGGAGGGCGAUCUGGAGACGCUGGCCCUGGUCACGUACUCCUCUCUGUGCGCCUCCAUGCUGGCGCUCCUGCUCACCGUGCUCGUGCUCUCCUGCCUGCGCGGCCUCAAGUCCAACACCAGGAGCAUCCAUUCCAACACGGCGGCGGCCAUGUUUCUGUCGGAGCUGGUGUUUCUGCUCGGAGUCAAUCACACCGAACAGCAGUUCUUGUGCACCGUCGUCGCCAUCCUGCUGCAUUACUUCUUCAUGUCCACCUUUGCGUGGAUGUUCGUGGAGGGCCUCCAUAUCUACCGGAUGCAGACGGAGCAGCGCAACAUCAACUUCGGCGCCAUGAGGUUCUACUACGCCAUCGGCUGGGGCGUGCCUGCAAUUAUCACAGGCCUGGCGGUCGGCCUGGACCCUGAAGGAUACGGGAACCCGGACUUCUGCUGGAUCUCCAUCUAUGAUAAACUCAUCUGGAGCUUCGCCGGGCCCAUUGCCAUCGUCAUCCUGAUGAAUGGCGGGAUUUUCAUGAUUGUAGCCAAGAUGUCCUGUAACCCGUCUCAGAAGGAGACCAAGAAACUCCCCGUCAUUGCUACGAUCCGUAAUGCCUUCCUGCUGCUGCUGGUGGCCACCUCCACUUGGCUCUGUGGCCUGAUGGCCGUGAACAACAGCAUCCUGGCUUUCUACUACAUAUUUGAUGUCCUCUGCCUCGUGCAGGGUCUGUCCGUCAUGCUGGUCUUCACUGUGUUCAACUCGGAGGUGCAGGAGGCCUGGAGAGUCGCCUGUUUGGGGAAGAAAAGUCCAGGAGAAGACCCACCCAGACCCCCACAGAACACUGCUCAGAAUCCCUACCACAAUGCAUCGCUGCUGGAGCAGAGUGGACUGCAUCGCAUCACGCUGGGUACCUCCACCAUCUCAUCCGUCAGCUCUGCCAGAGAAAACCUUUUGGCUCGUCAGACUUUAGAUCAGAAUAUUGUCCAAACUGGAGCAACAGAUCUGGAUGUAGCCAUGUUCCACAGAGAUGGAGGGGAGGACUCGGAUUCGGACUCCGACCUCUCCAUGGAGGAGGAGCGCAGCCUCUCCAUCCCGUCGUCCGAGAGUGAAGACAACGUGCGUCUCCGCGGGCGCAUCCAGCGCCGCUUCAAACGCUCCAAUCACGGCGAGCGCCUGCUCACCGAGCCCACCAACAACGACACCAAAGAUCUGGACGGCAACGACCUUCUGUCCUACUGGCCAGCGUUAGAGGAGUGUGAGACACACACUCUGCAAAAGUGGGGGUCAGAGCGCCCCCUGGGGGGAGACUAUAGCAAAGACGCCGCCAACAACAACCAGCAAGAUGCGGCUCUCACCAGUGGAGACGAGAACGGGCUGGGGCAGCCGCACAGGCACCGCAAGGGCAUCCUGAAGAACCGUCUCGGCUGUCCUCCGGCACUCCAGGGUCUUUCCACCAUGGGCCGGGUACCAAGUGAGCUCAACUGGUACCGGACCUCCACUCUGGGCCACCGGGGCGUCCCUGCAGCCUCGUACGGUCGGAUGUACUCGGCCACCGCUGGUGCAGGUGGAGGCUCUGGCUCUCUUUCCCAGCCGGCCUCUCGAUACUCCUCCAGGGAGCACCUGGACUCGCUCACCCGGCGGCAGCUGUCCAGGGAUCCGCUGGGGAGACAGACUGUGGGGGGGUCGAGGGACCGGCUGGACUCUCGGGGCUCCAGGGACAACCUGGACCUCUUACCCAGGAGGAGAGAGUUGGGGCUGGGACAGGGAGCGGGCCUGGGGGGCCUGGACCACCAGCGUGUUUCGUCCUCCAGGGAGAACUUGACGGGGUCCAGGGACAGACUGGACAACCACCACGCCACCAGCUUCCACGCCUCCAGAGAGGACCUGCGGGGAAGCGGGGCGGCCGGGAUGGAGGGAUACCUCAGCGGGUCGAGGUCGCACUUGAAUUCGUUGACUCGACGCCAGGCGUCGUCCCGGGAGCACCUGGGAGGGGCGCUGAUGAGCAGCAGGUCCAGGGAGCAGCUGGAGACCAACGGAGGGGGGGCCCCGGCCGCCCAGCCGUGCCGGGAGUGGCUGCGCACGCUGCCCCCCCGCCAGCCCUCGCACCCCGACCAGCCCCCGUCGUCCUCCCCUCCCCCGAUCUCCGAGGAGCCCCAGCAGGAGCAGCUCCCCCCUUCAGCCCACGCCAGGGGACGGCUGGACUCCGCCCCUCCGUGUAGGUACCCCGGGCAGACUGGGCCUCAGGUCGCAGGGUCCAAUCCGUGCGCCCUGGGCAGACAGCCAUCUAGUGAACACCUGGAUAUUCUGUCCUCCAUCCUGGCAUCUUUUAAUUCCUCCGUUCUCACCCCUCCCCCUGCUGCCUCGAACCCUGGUCCUAACGGAUCCGUGCACGGACCCUCCCCCUCCCCACCCCGGUCUGCAACCUCCCACAGCAUAUCCGAAGUGUCGCCUGACUCAGAAGCCAACAGAAGUGAAGGACAGUCUUGAUGACAGCCUCCAUAUCCCAUAAUGCAAUGCAGCAAUGCAGAGGACGCAAGAGACAGACGCUCAGGUCCGGAGCCACUGAUACACACCUGGGACACUAAUGGAAAAUAUAGACAAAGGCGAUCCAUCAGUUAAAAAAAAAAAAAAAACAUUUGUGAGGGCAGGUAAAGGAUAAAGUGAGUUUUUAAGAGUCCCACUGCCCACAAUGCACUACCAUAGUUCUUCGGACGAUGAGUCAACCACCUCGACUACCUAAAAACUGUUACAAACUCAGACACAGAUCAGUCAAAACAGAACAAACAAACAAAAAAAAGAAGAAGCAACUGUAAAUAACAUUUUUAUACAUUUUGUAUCUUUUUCAUUGGAGAUGAAGACAAAAUCUUGUGUUUUUUUUUUUGUUUUUUUUUUUAACGCUUGUGUCUGUGUGCGGUUGUGAGUGAGGUUGGUGUGGGUGAAGUCUUGUCUGUUGCUGGGCAGGCAGGGAGAGAAAUGUCCUUUACAAAAAAAAAAGAAAACAAAAGAAAAAAAA